Molecule: messenger RNA, 1264 nt
Organism: Serpula lacrymans var. lacrymans S7.9
Lineage: Eukaryota; Fungi; Basidiomycota; Agaricomycetes; Boletales; Serpulaceae
Exons: 1
Coding region: 51-1031 (326 amino acids)
Source: RefSeq, a predicted model, not a curated record
CUUGACCUCAAUGUAAGCACUAGAGUCCGUUUCAGUAGGCUACAUCCACCAUGGCUCAGUAUCUUACACGACCUCGCCCGAAAUACCAGUCUCCCCGUAAUCGUGCCACAGAUAGACAGAAUCAGAAUCACUUAUCGCCUUCGUCGCAACAGUCGGACUGGAUUUUCCCUCGCCCAUCAUCUGCUCCAUCCAGUCCAACUUUGGCAACCGAACUUUCAGAAUCAGUUGCUCUAAGCUUGGGAUCGGAAUCACUAUCGAGUUCGGGGUUCGACGGUGUUAGCCAUAGCCCAUCACCAAACUAUACGCCUGAGAACAGGACGCCCACAGAGAACAUUCAGGGGCUGGGUAGCGAACCAGAUAACGACUCUGAUGAACUGGAAUGGGAAUGGGAUUGGUCGACGGAACUCGACAACGAGAGUGAUUUUCUUAUGUCGCCCCUCGAGGAUUCCGGUCGGUUUGACGACCGACAUCCACCAGCACUAAGGAACCCUCAUUUUCCGCGCUUGUCGCAUCGUCGACCGUCGGGAGAAAAUAAAACUCCAUAUACAUACAGCACAUCCAUGGAGAAGGCUUGUCGCGCCUUGGGCAACCGAACCAGCCAAUCCGAACAUUCAAUCGACACUCUCGUACUGCACCCUCGCACGUCUGACUACAAUGAGCAAUUACCUCUGCUAUCUCUAAUAGCAUCCAUCCUGUUCGUUGACAAGUCCACUGUUCAUCUCAUCACUGUCCCAGAUGCUCGCCCAAUUCUCUUCCCGGGUGUAUGCCUGUCUCCCGGAGCUCCAUCACUCGAUACCCGCGACUCGGAAUCAUUCGGGAUGCACGGAGCUAGUAAGCUUCUCAUGGAUCAUAGCGCUACACCUCUGCUGAAGGAAGAGUUCACGAUGCCUUAUCAAGAGGAACAUGUUGUCCAGGAUUCCGAGUUUUCGAUAGGCAAUGUCUUCUUGCCUGGUUUGUGGGACCUUGUCAGUGGGGUAUGGACUAGCGGAGAGAAGACUUGGUUAAAAAUUUGGAGACCAUACACCUCCUGAAGAUUUAGUCGUCGAAUCCGCUGGUCAUCGCUGUCGUUCUUGUUAUUGCUUUCGCUUUCCAAAUAAUCUGCUAUUCGACGUGUUCUCUGGAUAUUAUUAUCGGCUCUUUAUUUCAAUCAUGGCUCCUUCAAAAUGUUACUUUAGUAGAGAAUUUCUUGUACUCACAACUCAAGCACAAAUUUGUACUGUUAUAGCGCACUGCUCUGUUGUAAAGCACAACGCAAUUUUGGUUA